AUGGGUGUGUCCCAGUGUCCCCUCCCCCCAAACGCCGGUAGUUGACGGCCGGAGUCGGAGAGAGGGGCUAAUCGUGGUGUUUUGGUAGGGUGUAGUUUUAACAUGUCUUUCGGGGAUAUUAAUCAAGAGGCGGAGAAGCUGACACUGGCUGAACUGUAUGUCUCUAAUCGUGAAGGAGAUGAUGAAACUGGAACAGGAACAAAGAACAAGCCAUUUAAAACAGCUCUUCGGGCCUUACAAGUGGCAGGGAAGGAACCGUUCCCAACUAUUUAUGUGGAUUCCCAAACAAAAAAUGAGCGUUGGGAGGUUAUAUCAAAAUCACAGAUGAAAAGUGUUAGAAAGCUCUGGCAACGGGAUCAAAUGAAGAACGAAUCAAAAGAAAAACGGGAGCUGGAAGACGCAUUACGGCGAGAGAAAAAUUUGGAAGAGGCCAAAAAGAUAGUUGUUAAACUGGAUGUUAGUCUUGGAGAACCACAGGAGAUAAAAAUCCGAGCCACAGAAGCGCAUAGAGGACAACGAGUGAAGAUCUUUGGCUGGGUCCACAGAUUACGGAGACAAGGCAAGAACUUGAUGUUUGUUGUUCUGCGUGAUGGUACAGGAUUUCUUCAAUGUGUCUUCAGUGAUGAGCUGUGUCAGUGCUACAACGGACUGGUACUAUCAACAGAGAGCUCCAUUGCAGUUUAUGGAACCUUAAAAAUUGUGCCAGAAGGCAAGAUGGCUCCUGGAGGGCAUGAAUUGAUUUGUGAUUACUGGGAACUUGUCGGUUUAGCUCCAGCAGGGGGUGCAGACAACUUGCUGAAUGAAGAAUCUGAUGUAGACGUGCAGCUCAACAACCGUCACAUGAUGCUCAGAGGAGAGAACUUGUCCAAAAUCUUCAAAGUGCGCUCUGCUCUGGUGCAGUGCUUUAGGGACCACUACUUUGACAAUGGCUACUUUGAAGUCACCCCACCUACCCUGGUCCAAACACAGGUUGAAGGAGGUUCUACACUAUUUAAGUUGAACUAUUUUGGUGAAGAGGCAUUCCUGACACAGUCUUCUCAACUAUAUCUGGAAACUUGCAUCCCGUCCCUUGGAGAUGUUUUCUGUGUUGCUCAGUCCUACCGUGCUGAGCAGUCUCGGACACGCAGACAUCUUGCAGAGUACUCACAUGUUGAGGCAGAGUGUCCAUUCAUUACUUUUGAUGAGCUUCUCAGCCGUUUGGAAUUCCUUGUCUGUGAUGUGGUUGAGCGCGUUUUGAAGUCACCUUAUCAGGACCUUGUGCGUGAAUUGAACCCGAAUUUCCAGCCUCCUCAACGCCCUUUCAAAAGAAUGAAUUACACAGAUGCUAUCACAUGGCUUAAGGAGCAUGAUAUUAAGAAAGACGAUGGAACUUUCUAUGAAUUUGGAGAAGAUAUCCCAGAGGCUCCAGAGAGACUGAUGACCGAUGCAAUCAAUGAACCUAUACUACUGUGUCGUUUUCCCGCUGAGAUCAAAUCUUUCUACAUGCAGCGUUGCCCAGAAGAUCGUCGGCUUACUGAAUCUGUUGAUGUCCUAAUGCCAAAUGUUGGUGAGAUUGUAGGAGGGUCGAUGCGUAUCUGGGACAGUGAGGAACUAUUGGAAGGGUACAAACGUGAAAGCAUUGAUCCUACUCCUUACUACUGGUACACUGACCAGGUAAGUUGGAAUUGUUUUUCUCAGGUUAUUUAUCAAAAGUGGUUCAUAGCCUUUUCACUUCCUAGGUAGAUUUCACUUCACUGG
Messenger RNA from Rhincodon typus (whale shark), 1737 nucleotides. It is a transcript of the gene nars1, whose product is annotated as asparaginyl-tRNA synthetase 1. Gene Ontology annotation, molecular function: asparagine-tRNA ligase activity; nucleic acid binding; ATP binding. The coding region runs from base 103 to 1722 and encodes 539 amino acids. Gene Ontology annotation, biological process: asparaginyl-tRNA aminoacylation. Gene Ontology annotation, cellular component: cytoplasm. The transcript is spliced from 14 exons. The record is from RefSeq and is a predicted model, not a curated record. Lineage: Eukaryota; Metazoa; Chordata; Chondrichthyes; Orectolobiformes; Rhincodontidae.